AUGCAGUGCUUCCCUCGCUCCCAGGAUCCCCCGUCAGUGCGUCUGACCCUGGGGGCCUGUGGUUUCCUGAACCAAAGCCGGAAUGUCGGCCUUGGGGCCGUGGACACUGCUCAGCUGGGCUGUGGGGCCCUCGGCCGGCGGCUGGACCAGCUUGGGGAGCGGACGACCCACGCCCGGACUGCGCCCGAGCCAGCGUCCCGCGAGGCCCCACGGUUUGGUUCCUCCGGCCGCGGGAACCCGGCUCGUGCUGAGCCCUCUUCGAGGAGCGCAAAGCCAGGGGACACGAAGCAGCUCCGCUCGGCGGGGACCGGGAGGCCCGAGCGCGGAGCCACGCAGCAGCUCAGUAUCCUGGAGAUAACAGCAGUGGAGGUGGGCGUGGUGGCCAUCAAAGGGCUCUUCUCCGGGCGGUACCUGGCCAUGAACAGGAGGGGACGGCUCUACGCUUCGGAGAGCUUCAAUGCCGAGUGUGAGUUUGUUGAGCGCAUCCAUGAGCUGGGCUACAACACGUAUGCCUCCCGGCUGUAUCGCACGGUGCCCGGCGGGCCCGGGGCCCGGCGCCAGCCCGGCACGGAGAGACUGUGGUACGUGUCCGUGAACGGCAAGGGCCGGCCCCGCAGAGGCUUCAAGACGCGCCGCACGCAGAAGUCCUCCCUGUUCCUGCCCCGCGUGCUGGACCACAAGGACCACGAGAUGGUGCGGCUGCUCCAGGGCGGGGCCGGGCUCCGUGGAGGUCAGUCCAGGCCUCCUGGCAGGACGGCCCGGCCCCUGCGGCAGCGACAGCGGCGGAGGCGGCGGGGCCGAGCUUAGCCCUGGCCUGGGGAGUGGAGGCCUUGAGCGUCUCGGCCCCGCAGCUGGGCUCCAAGCUCCGGCCGCCCAGCUGGAAGGUGCGGACCAGCCAACGGGUGCUCGGUGUUCACGGUCAAAGCAGACCGCCAUGCAUGCCCUUCAUGACUCGGGGCUGGCUGCUGUUUCCAGGGUCGACAGAGCAUCCCAACUCUUCCUGCUUCCCUCAGACAAGGGUCCUGUCAGAGCUAGAGGCCCCGUGUUGUGACUCGGAGGGAGCCUGCUUUAAGCCAAGACACUUGUGGGUCAACGUUGGCCUGGGGCGCCCCUCGCCCAAGGGGUGACCAGCUGAAGCCACGGA
Messenger RNA from Vicugna pacos (alpaca), 1144 nucleotides. Lineage: Eukaryota; Metazoa; Chordata; Mammalia; Artiodactyla; Camelidae. The record is from RefSeq and is a predicted model, not a curated record.